AUGACGUUUGAGAAUUCAAAUCCUCCUCCUCGUUCAAACAUUGAAAUACCCGAGGCAAAAGCUAAUUUAUUUUCUGUGUUUAUUAUGUGGUGGGUCAACGAUUUAAUGAGCUUAGGUUAUAAACGUCCUUUGGAAGAAGAUGAUCUAUACUUCUUGAAUGACGCGAGAUUGGCUAAAAAC
Messenger RNA from Racocetra persica, 180 nucleotides. The record is from the annotation of a GenBank genome assembly. NCBI's taxonomy places the organism in Eukaryota, Fungi, Glomeromycota, Glomeromycetes, Diversisporales, Gigasporaceae.